Gadus chalcogrammus (walleye pollock) is the source of this 3055-nucleotide messenger RNA. Its product is annotated as AN1-type zinc finger protein 5-like. Lineage: Eukaryota; Metazoa; Chordata; Actinopteri; Gadiformes; Gadidae. Gene Ontology annotation, molecular function: DNA binding; zinc ion binding. The record is from RefSeq and is a predicted model, not a curated record. The transcript is spliced from 6 exons. The coding region runs from base 72 to 767 and encodes 231 amino acids.
CAGCAGGCGACACACUGAGCACAACACCACGCAGAGCCCUGUAGCUGGUCACCUCGGCACCAGGCAUCACUAUGGCCCAGGAGACCAAUCAGAGUCCAGUUCCUACGCUCUGCGCCACAGGUUGUGGUUUCUAUGGCAACCCAAGGACCAAUGGCAUGUGCUCCCUCUGCCACAAGGAGCACUUGUCCAGACAGAACAAUGGAGGCAUGAGUUCCAUGGGGCCAAUGGGUGGCGGUGGGCUUUCCCUGGGGUCAUCAGAGGCCUCCUCCAGGAGGAGGCUGGAGGCCACCCUCAACGCUGUGGCGGCGGCGGAGGCCGCUGCAGCAGCCGAGGACGCCGCUGCCGAGGCAGCAGCAGCGACCGCCGAGGCCGUAGCGACUGAAGUGCUCAGCGGAGGGGCGCCUCUCUCGAUGACUCGGCAGAUGUCGAGGCUAAGCCUCUCUUCGGGGGAUUGUGGAACCUCAGCCAAUCAGGAGUUAGAGGAGCCUGUGGUCACCCAGCCGACAGCCACAGCCUCCCCACUUGGCGCCGUUGGGGGGGAAGGAUCAGACCUCACUGAGCUGCUCAAGCCAAAGAAGAAUCGAUGCUUUAUGUGCCGUAAAAAGGUUGGCCUUACAGGGUUCGACUGUCGCUGCGGGAACCUGUUCUGCGGCGGGCACCGAUACUCGGACAAGCACAACUGUCCAUACGACUACAAAGCGGAGGCUGCCGCCAAGAUCCGCAAGGAGAACCCCGUGGUGGUGGCCGACAAGAUCCAGAGAAUAUGAGCGGUGCCUGCAGACCCACCCCUGACCGUACCCUGCCGAGCCCACCGCCUUGGACUAAAAGAGAGAUGGCCCCCCCUAAGCCUAGCUUGAAUUCUGAAGGACCACUUGUUGCAACAAAAAAGACUUUUGUUUAUUUUCUUCUUCUUCUUCUUAUUAUUAUUAUUAUUGAGAGAUUCAUUUUUUCUUUUUUUUAAUUUCUGCUUGUAUUGUGGUUUUUUGAGAGGGGACGUUUCGGGAGGUGUUUCUAAUGGAGGAACACGACGUAGAACGUGUGGAAAGAACAGCCGGUUGAGGAGUUCCUUCGGGGGCCGGUUGUGGCGGCGAGAAAAGUGAAACAAAAGUGUGACACCGCUCGCAUCGUGACGGCGGCCGGCAUUCAAUCGGAUCCUUUAGAGACGUCGUCGGGCCUGAUUGGGUGGUGCCGUCUCACAGUGCUCAUGGGGGACACCUUGGACCCGCUGCCUUAUGGAACUAGACUGUGAUGUCUGCGGUAAUAGCAGCAGCACCAACGCGUCCAUAACCCGCUGAGGCGUUCGGGCAGAACGGACUGUCUCGCCUCCUCACUCGUGAACAUUGUUUUCCUUGCGUGGUAAUGAAAUAAAUGUAUUGAACCGCUACACACACCCACACCCACCCACCCACACACACCACAAAUGGAGGAGUGUGUGAAAUAAUUUUUCUUUCUUUUCCUUGCUGACUGGCUCCUCUGGCCAUGUUUUGCACCUGAGAAACGGUUACGGAUUAGGUUGACUGUUUAAAAGAAAAGGAUUUCCCCUUGUGUGUGGAAUGAAGGGCUGGAAGCUGUGAUGUGCUUUAUAUUCAUUAACCUGGAUGGCGGAAGCCUUUCAGGCCCGUUAACCUUUCUUCUGUUAGACAAACCAUCCAUUGAACGGAUUUCUAUCCGUUAAGACGCCUUUUUAUCCCGUUAAUGUUGUUUUUUAUUUUUUGUUUCUUUAGAAAGUGAGGAUAACAUUGGAUUUGGUAGCGUAGGUAGGCUGAACUUAAAUUAAUUUUCACAGGUUUGAAUGGCUCGCUCUACUAAUUUAAUAUCUGUUUUUUUUUUUGUUGCCGUGGAAGAUGACACAUUUCUGUUUUUGCAUUCUUUGUAUCAAGUGAGUGUGAAUUGUGUGGAGGGACAUAGAGGGUUGUCUGAGAGCAGUUAACGUGUGCCACAGUGACUUUGUGAAUCCAUGGAUAGCAUUUUAUUUCCUUCUGUUAAAUCUGUUGUGGGUGUGUGAUCGUAUUUUCAUUUUAUUUUUUGUUUUACGUUUGUACAAACAAUCUUUAUUUAUAAACUGCUGUGCACAUAAUCUUCCUACAAAUAUUACUGCAAAUAGCACAUCAUGUAAAUAAUAAAACCAUCAGAGAUAUACAAUAAAACCAGGCUUGUUUUUGUUGUGUUAACGCUUCACACUGGAGUGUGAUGUUCUAAAGAGGCUUCCCUCAGCAACAUGUCAACAACUGCCAGGCCCGUCAUGAAUUCUCUUUCUGUGGCCAUCCCUCAUGCCCACGGUCCUGUACUCUUGGUGCAUCUUUACGGGCUCUGGGUAUGUAUUGUAUCACAUGUAACUUAAGGUAAUCAGAGAAAGCAGAAGGCCACUUAAUGUGGUAUACAUGAUUAUUGUCAUUUUAUUUAAUUUGUAUUUAUAUUACUAGAAAAAUAAGCCUUCUCAUAUCCAAAGCCUCUGUGAUUUUUGUAUUGGAUCUUGCACCCGGGUGUUGUGCAAGAUCCAAUGACUAACCGGUGUGUUUAUGUAUUAACAAUAACCUCCUUAUACUAGGAUACAGUCAAUGUCAAUACUAGCCUUGACCUCAUCACACAACCAACAGGGUCAAGCAUUUGCCGGUACACCUUCUCUCACCAUGUCCACUACCAUUUCACAAUGUGAACCACGUAUACAAUAUCUGGCCAGCAUGAGCACUUAUUAAGAGAGAAGGUUGGAAAAUACUUGACAUCACAGUUAUUAAAUUGUUUUCCAAGGUAGAGGUUAGAAAGGUCAUCCAUUCAUUUCCUGGCCUCACUGACGUGUUGUACUGGAACAAUAUCUUCUGUUGGAAGACGACCUCUCUUCUAUUAUUCAAUGUGACUCAGCUGUUCAUCCAUGCCUCCUUUUGAUCUUUUUUUUAGCAACGGUUUGAUAUGAGGUUUCUCUUCGAUUCAAAGGUGAUGUCAUUAAGUUAUACGCCUUGUCGGUCCCAGAAAUAGUGGAUCCAUGCAAAUGAUGUAUCGUUUUUGGUUGCUUCCUGGUGUGACCGUGUCAGGGUCUGACUGGAAGAAACCGUAGCUC